AUGAUGGAUUACCUUCCAGGAAACACUGAUACAAUGAGCCGUCUGUCAGAAUUAGAAAAAGCAUUGUCGGAAGAAGAUCAAUACGAUCUUCACAAGAUUACCAGUGCUCAACAGAACUUAGAACACCAUUAUACUAGAUGGGAAGCCAUCAAAGCGUACCCUAGGGCAGCAUUAUACAUUGGCAUUAUGGUUUGGGCCAUGAUUACAGUUGGAUACGAAAAUCAGGCUUCUGGUAUUGUACUUUCAGUCCCAACAUUCAGAAAAGACUUUGGUCAUGAGUUUGAAGGUCAGUAUGUGUUGGCUGGAAACUGGCAGUCUGCUAUCUCUGGAGGUCCAUAUGCUGCCUUUGUUUUUGGAUGCAUUGUGGCAUCAUACAUUACUGAGUAUACUGGAAGAAAAAACUUGAUGUGGGCCGCAUCUACUUUGACCAUUGCAUUGAUUGGAGUCGAAUUUGCUGCUACUAGUAUUGAAGUUUUUUUUACUGGAAAGUUUCUCAAUGCCAUUUGCUUAGGAAUGAUCCAGACUGUGGGCACUGCUUAUAUGGCAGAGUUGACACCUUUAGCUUUGAGAGGUUUUGCUACUACUUGCGUCAAUUUGGCUUUUUGUAUUGGUCCCUUUAUUUGUACCUUGAUUACCUACAGGCUCUCUACAAGGGAAGACAGAUGGGCAUACCGGGCGAUUUUCUGUACCCAGUGGUUUUUUGCAGUGCUGACAAUGUUCUUAAUGUAUUAUCUUCCCGAAUCGCCAUACCACCAUGUCAUCAGGAACCAAGAUGAGAAAGCUUUGAAGUCGCUCCGCAUGAUAUACACUUCUCCGGGUGUAGCUGAAUCUCAGUUGCAGAUUAUCAGGGCUAAUAUUGAAGAGGCCAAUGAGUUAGCUUCUGCUGGGUCUUACAAGGAACUUUUCACCAAGAGUAACUAUAAAAGAACCUUGAUCGCAAUAUUUCCUUUCAUCAUGCAGCCUAUGUGUGGCUUGGCAUAUGUUGCCAGCUACCAGACCUACUACUACCAGCUUCUUGGAUUUAGCACUCUCAAGUCUUUUCAAAUUAGCUGUGGGGCGCAAACGCUUUCAGUAAGCGGCACUAUCGUCUCAUUGUUUAUUGUUGAUCGUUUAGGAAGAAGAUUUGUUGCAUUAUAUGCCAUGAUCAGUCUUUCGAUCUUGAAUGUUCUUACUGCUGCUCUUGGUCUCAAGAAGGAGUAUUCGUUCCUCCAAGCUUCAGCAGCCUUCAUGACGAUGUACAAUUUCUUUUACAACUCAGGAAUAGGUCCGAUUGCCUAUGUGAUCAACUCUGAGAUUCCUACUUCGAAGUUAAGAACGAAAUCCAUCGCUGUGGGUUUGGCUUUUAGUAAUGCAUUGCUGUGCAUGUGGUCUUUCGUGCUUCCAUACAUGUUCAAUCCUGAUCAGGCUAAUAUGGGUUCGAAUAUCAACUUUAUUUUCGCUGGAUGCUCUUUCACUGCUGUCUUCAUUUUCUACUUCUUCUUACCAGAAACCGCUGGUCGUUCGUUCGAAGAGGUUGACGAGAUGUACAAGGAGAGAGUUCCCCCUCGCCAGUGGAGGAAGUAUGUAACUCGUGAGAAGAUUGAAUCCGAAGAAGUGGUACACGAGCAGAUGAAGAUUGAGACCACUCAUGUGGAAAAUAGUUAG
Messenger RNA from Sungouiella intermedia, 1644 nucleotides. NCBI's taxonomy places the organism in Eukaryota, Fungi, Ascomycota, Pichiomycetes, Serinales, Metschnikowiaceae. The record is from the annotation of a GenBank genome assembly.